AUGAGCUCCCCCCAGGAACAGGGUCACCACGACCCUAAGACUUGUCCCGAGAUUCAAGAAAGACUCAACAGCGAAACUGCUGUUCAAAACAUUCUUCAAGUGGCCCAGCAGAUUGCCCCUCCACACCGAGGGGUCUCUGAAUUUUUGAACCUCGACCUUGCCGAUUUGGCAAAGUCUGCGGACCUGAUGGUCGUGGAGGAUGCAGAUGGCCUGGAUACGAUCUUCGAGACCGCACUGCAAGCACGCAUCUUUCGCCAGGCUCUACUUCCCAACAAGCGAGGUAGAGACACGACCAUACCCAGCACCCAAGAACAGCUUCGUGCCCAUGUCAAAGUUCUCUUCAAGGCAUUCAAGUGUGUUCCUGAAGAUUGCAGUUGCCAAGAUGCAAUCAAGAGACCAUUCCGAAAUCAGAUUCAUGAUAACUACCUUGUCGAAUGUAUUUGCUGGGAGAUUCUAGAGGCAUGCAUCGAGCGCUCAAGGAAAGAUGCGAACCUUGUCGACGCAUGGGAGCCGGGCAAGUUCAAGUACAAGCGAACCAGUGAUUGGACCUUUGAAGAACGAUUUAACAGCAUUGUGGAGACCAUGGCAACGUCAAAGACCAUCUGCAAACACCUCUUCGAUGUCAAGUACAUGUUGAAAGUCGUCGACGACCCAAGGACCAAUGCUGAGCGUGUCGAGGCGAAUAGAAAACUCAACGGCCUGAAGGCUCGAGUCAUGAAGAGAGGCAAGGAAGCAGAAGCCGAGGACAAGAGACAGGUCAAACGUGUCAAGACUGAAGAGAGCGACGAUGAGGAAGCAGAUGACGACUUCUCGCCUCCGCCUGUCAAGCAGGGUUCUCGACGCAGUCGACAAACCUCUGCUGCUGUUCCUGCUAGGACGACCCAGCAGCCAAUAACCACACCAACACGUCUGCCACUCCCUGUCUUCCAUCCAGCGUCUGCACCUGCAAACAUGUCUAUGGCACCACCAGCCAUGUUUCGACCUCGCAACUCACAGAGUCUUCAACCAAGCCCGCUUCCACAUCCCCACGACAUCUUUGACAACGGUCCAUAUCGUCGUGCCAUUCCUUCAGGGAUGUUUGGCAAUGUCCUCCGUCCACAAUACUCGCAGGCCUAUGGCCAGACAAUGCAGACACCGUCACCAGUGCCACGGAGCGUCAUGCAACAGUACCCCCCGAUGUUCGCACAAGGUUAUGCGACAACUUCUGACGCUCGGUUUCAGCCACUUCACACCACACCCAGCUCUCGACCCACGUCCAGUGCUUCAACUAACCAUACCGAGUCAGUGACUCCCAGCGACCAAGCCUCACCGCAUGGCUGGCUAAGUCAGCCCGUGCAGGACAGCUUCGGGAUCCACUCUGAUUACAGCUCUGGGGCAUCGACCAUCUCUCCCGAUCCUUUCGCGAUCUCGACCGGUGACAAUCCACAAUGGACACACAGCUACGACUCCGGGCUGGGCGGCUUGACUGACGCUGCCACCACCUUUGGCGAGGACAGCGGGAUCAUGACAGAGAGACCUCAAGGACACGUCAACAUGGCGGACAUUCUUGCGCGGGAAGAGGCAGAGCACACAAAUGGACACGGUGAAUCGACCGAAUCAGAGCACGAAGAGGACGGAGACUACGGCGGCGACUGA
This is a messenger RNA of Fonsecaea nubica, 1635 nucleotides long. RefSeq lists its product as hypothetical. Lineage: Eukaryota; Fungi; Ascomycota; Eurotiomycetes; Chaetothyriales; Herpotrichiellaceae. Bases 1 to 1635 code for a protein of 544 amino acids. The record is from RefSeq and is a predicted model, not a curated record. The transcript has a single exon.